AACGUAUAUAACAGGAAAGGGAAGUCGUAAUUCCUCAAACAAAAUAAAUUCGUUAAAGCUGUAAAGUUAGAAACUUCACUAGAAUGCCUGGGUCAAAUCCAUUUGCCAAGUUCCAGAAGACCUUUUCUCAGCAUGGAACAUUAUACAAGUAUUUCGAUUUGGCUGCUAUUGAUAGCAAAUACAAUGAACUGCCCUAUUCUAUCCGAGUGCUUUUGGAGUCAGCGGUGCGCAACUGUGACAACUUCCAUGUUUUGGAGAAAGAUGUGCAGAGCAUCCUGAACUGGUCCCCGGCCAUCAAGCAAGGAGCCAAUGAUGUGGAGGUGUCCUUCAAGCCAUCCCGUGUGGUUCUGCAUGAUUACACUGGAGUUCCUGCCAUGGUGGAUAUUGCUGCCAUGCGAGAUGCUGUUUUGAAAUUGGGCGGUAAUCCCGAGAAAGUAAACCCUAUUUGCCCCUCGGUAAUGGUCAUCGAUCAUUCUUUGCCGGUGGAGUUUGCCCGUUCCGCUGAAGCCAUGACCAAGAACUUGGCUGUGGAAUUCCAGAGGAACAAGGAACGUUUUACUUUCCUCAAGUGGGCUGCCAAAGCCUUCGACAACAUGUUGUGUGUUCCACCUGGCUCAGGAAUCAUCCAUCAAAUCAAUUUGGAAUACUUGGCCCAUGUUGUCAUCGAAGAGGAUAAUUCCGAUGGUUCAAAGACUUUGUAUCCCGACAGUGUGGUGGGCACUGAUUCCCACACCACGAUGAUCAACGGACUGGGAGUUUUGGGCUGGGGAGUUGGUGGCAUCGAAGCAGAAGCCGUGAUGCUUGGACAAUCAAUUUCCAUGCUGCUGCCGAGGUUGGAGGGAAAACUCAACCCUCUGGUUACCUCCACCGAUUUGGUACUUACGAUUACCAACCAUCUACGUAAACUGGGAGUGGUGGGCAAGUUCGUGGAGUUCUACGGACCUGGAGUCGCGGAAUUGAGCAUUGCAGAUAGGGCGACCAUCAGCAACAUGUGUCCUGAAUAUGGAGCCACUGUGGGUUACUUCCCCAUCGAUGAGAACACCCUCAGUUACUUGAAGUUGUCGAAUCGCUCGGAGAAGAAAAUAUCUAUUAUUCGUGAGUACUUGAAGACCACUCGGCAGUUCCGCAAUUUCGAUGACCAAACUGAAGAUCCCAAAUUCACACAGAAUGUCUCUUUGGAUCUGGCCACGGUGGUUUCGUCUGUUUCUGGUCCCAAGCGACCACACGAUCGCGUUUCCGUUUCCGACAUGGCAGAAGAUUUCAAAUCUUGCCUGUCCAGUCCAGUGGGUUUCAAGGGCUUUGCAAUCACCCCAGAGGCACUGAAGGAUGUUGGAGAACUGAAGUGGGAGGACGGCAAGACCUACAAUCUGCAUCACGGAUCCGUGGUCCUUGCAGCCAUUACAUCCUGCACGAACACCUCGAAUCCCUCGGUGAUGUUGGGUGCUGGUCUCUUGGCCAAGAACGCAGUGGAAAAGGGACUCGAAGUUUUGCCCUAUAUCAAGACAUCCUUGUCGCCUGGAUCUGGAGUGGUGACCUACUACCUCGAAGAAUCUGGUGUGAUUCCCUACCUGGAGAAGUUGGGUUUUAAUAUUGUGGGUUACGGAUGCAUGACCUGCAUUGGAAACUCAGGACCCCUUCACGAAAAAGUGGUAAACGCCAUUGAGGACAAUAAUCUUGUGUGCGCAGGAGUUCUCUCCGGAAACAGGAACUUCGAGGGGCGCAUUCAUCCGAAUACCCGUGCCAAUUAUUUGGCCAAUCCUCUGUUGGUCAUCGCAUAUGCCAUCGCAGGACGAGUGGAUAUUGAUUUCGAGAAGGAACCUUUGGGAAAGGAUGCCGAUGGAAACAGUGUGUUCCUGCGCGAUAUUUGGCCAACACGAUCGGAGAUUCAGGAAUGUGAAAAUAAACAUAUUAUUCCUGCUAUGUACCAGAAUACCUACAGCAAGAUUGAUCAGGGAACCCCUGAAUGGCAGUCGUUGCAGAUCCCAGAUAGCAAACUAUUUUCCUGGGAUCCCGAGUCCACCUACCUCAAGGGUCCUCCCUUUAUCGAUGGCAUGACCCGCGAUGUUCCCAAACUGAAGAAUAUCGAAAACGCUCGUUGUUUGUUGUUGCUGGGUGACUUUACCACCACGGACCACAUAUCUCCAGCUGGAGCGAUAGCCAGGAACUCUCCGGCCGCUCGUUACCUUGCCGACCAUAAUGUUACUCCUCGGGAUUUCAAUACCUAUGGAACUCGACGUGGUCACGAUGGCGUCAUGUCGCGAGGAGCCUUUGGCAACAUUCGCUUGGUAAACAAGUUGAUUUCGAAGACAGGACCGCGCACUUUGCACAUUCCCAGCCAGGAGGAACUGCCCGUGUUCGAUGCUGCCCAAAAGUACCGCGAGGAGGGCACUCCUCUGGUUCUGAUCGCUGGCAAGGAUUAUGGCAGUGGAAGCUCGAGGGAUUAGGCCGCCAAGGGUCCUUGUCUGUUGGGAAUUAAGGCCAUCAUUGCGGAGUCCUACGAACGAAUCCAUCGAUCCAACCUGGUGGGCAUGGGCGUUAUUCCUUUGCAGUUCUUGCCUGGUCAAAAUGCUGAGACUUUAAAGCUCAAUGGUCAUGAGGUUUACAAUAUUAUUCUGCCGGAAAGUGGAUUGAAACCUGGUCAGAAAAUCAAGGUUAAGGCUGACGACACUGUCUUUGAAGCUAUUCUUCGUUUUGAUACCGAUGUGGACAUAACCUACUACAGGAACGGAGGUAUCCUCAACUACAUGGUUCGCAAGUUGUUGGCCUAAAUGUUAUCUUUGCAUUUAUGUGCAUUUAUUUGUUGUAUAUUGUAAAUGAAACUGAAUUAAAUAGAAAAAUCUUUGUGAUGCAGCA
Messenger RNA from Drosophila ficusphila, 2853 nucleotides. It is a transcript of the gene Irp-1B, whose product is annotated as cytoplasmic aconitate hydratase. Lineage: Eukaryota; Metazoa; Arthropoda; Insecta; Diptera; Drosophilidae. Gene Ontology annotation, cellular component: cytosol; mitochondrion. Gene Ontology annotation, molecular function: 4 iron, 4 sulfur cluster binding; aconitate hydratase activity. The record is from RefSeq and is a predicted model, not a curated record. Gene Ontology annotation, biological process: tricarboxylic acid cycle; citrate metabolic process.